UUCUACUCUAUCCAUCCACUGCCUUCUUCCUUCUCUUCUCUUCUCUUCCCCGGGCUCUCUUCCUCCACGGGCUCCACUCCACGCCAUUGUAGACAAGUGAAUGGACAAGUGAUGAAAUCCCAUAAACCAGUCGGAACUUCACCUCCUAGCAGCUCCGAACCCCUCUGAAAUCAACUGGGGCUUCAGUUUUUUCCCCACGGCGGCGCCCUCCCACAUCGCUUCACCUGACAUGGCUGCUCAGGCUCAAUCGCUCUCCGUACUUCCAAUUUCAGCUUCCACCUCUCAAUCCAGCCGCAAAACCCUCCGCAGCAUCAGCAGCUUCCUGGGUUUGAAUUUGAGACAGCGCAGUCCCGUGAGCUCGUUUGUUGGGAAAGAGCUGGCGAUUGGACCUCUCAGCUCGAAGAGUUUCGCCCUGAAACGCCAACCCACCGUCGCCACGGUCCUGCUCAGCCUCCCUACUGCGAAACCGGAGCCGGCCCUUUCUGACAAACUCCCCAGAUGGUCAGCGAGGGCUAUAAAGUCCUUUGCUAUGGCAGAACUGGAGGCAAGGAAGCUCAAGUAUCCAAACACCGGCACUGAAGCACUUCUUAUGGGCAUUCUGGUCGAGGGCACCAGCCUAACUGCAAAGUUUUUGAGGAACGAUGGGAUUACACUUUUCAAGGUGCGAGAGGAAACAGUUAAUUUGCUCGGGAAAUCUGACAUGUACUUUUUCAGCCCAGAGCAUCCUCCAUUGACUGAGCAGGCUCAGAGGGCUCUUGAUUGGGCUGUUGAUGAAAAGUUGAAGUCAGGUAAAGAUGGAGAAAUUACGACAACCCACUUGCUUCUUGGAAUUUGGUCAGAAAAAGAGUCAGCGGGCCUCAAAAUCCUGGCUUCCCUAGGUUUUAAUGAUGAAAAAGCCAAAGAACUCGCAAAAUCGAUGGAUGAUGACAUCGUUUUAAGUUACAAGUAAGAACUCAGAACAAAGGACUGAAUUUUUCCUCCGAUAGUUCCAUGAAUCUGCCAAGAAGAUGUAAUUUCGGGUUAAGUUAACCUACAUUUUAAUUGCAUUGUUGCAAGCUGUCCCCUAGUUCUAAUGCUUUCUCAAACGCAGCCGGACUAUGACAAGUCUUUGAUCCGUGGAAUUCAAACUCGGACCUUAGGUUAGAUGAUAUCCAUCUAGUGACUUUCCCUUUGAAGAUAUUUUAUACUGCAGUUUCUUGUGAUAGAUUUUCACAACUUUGCUUCCUUUCAAGGUCAGUUGCUUCCAAAGCAUAAUAAUCAGAUACAUUUGUUAGCAUAAAUUCUCCUUUUUUCCUGUCCAUUGUAGCAUUGGUAGUUCUCUGGUGAAAGAUGGGUUUCGAUUCUUUCAUUUUCAA
Punica granatum (pomegranate) is the source of this 1355-nucleotide messenger RNA. NCBI's taxonomy places the organism in Eukaryota, Viridiplantae, Streptophyta, Magnoliopsida, Myrtales, Lythraceae. The record is from RefSeq and is a predicted model, not a curated record.